AUGCCGUCCGCCUCUGCCCGCCCGUCUCGUUCGACCAAGGCCAAGGCCGCGCCCACCGUCGGCGCCGGCGCUCUCGUCACCAAAGCGCGCGUCUUCACGCCCGACGCCAAGCUCGUCGCCGAGUUCCGCGACGAGGCCAAGAGCAUGAUGGCGCGCCUGCCGCCGCUGCGCCCCGAGAGCAAGCUCGACCGCCGCACGGCCGAGGUGCACGUCCUGACGACUGUCGAGCGCCGCACGUCGGGCGGCCUGCAGGAGUCGCUCCAGUUCUGUGCGGCGGUCGACGCGAGCGGCAACGAGGAGAGCUGGAUCGAGCGCACCGAGGGCGAGCGCCGCCUGUUCCCGCGCGUCCUCCAGGUCAAGAAGCGCCUGCGCAACGACGACGAGUACGCCCUCGCCGGUGCGGCCGCUCCAGCUGCCGAGGACGAGGACGGCGACGACGUCGACGAGCAGGUGGCGCCGCGCAAGGUCAGCAAGAAGGCCGCCGCCGGGACCGCCUCGUCGUCGUCGCGCAAGGCGCCCUCGGCGCCCAAGAAGCACCGCCGCGCUCCGCCCGCCAACGCCGAUGCCGACGACCACGACGACGACGGCGCCGUCACCGAGACCGAGGCGCUGCGCCGAGCGCGGCACGACAAGCGCCGCAGCAGCGCGCGCCUGUCCGAGGCUCGCCGCGGCGAGAGCCUCGCGAGCAGCGUCGGGUCGGUCAAGCGCGAGCACGACGCCAACGACGACCUCGCGAGCCUGUGCGGCCGGGUCGACGGGCUCGAGUUCCGCGCGACGGUCGAGCCGGAUAUCGAACCUGCGCAGCCCGUCGCCUCGUCGUCGCGCACGCGCCACUAGCAGGGCAUUACCGGCAGCGUCGCCCGUCGGCGCUCGAUCCGCCUCGUCCUCCUCCCUCUUCCUCGUCCUCGCCUUUCUUGUUCCCCUCAGCACACCUUUUCUCUUCUCCUCCUUCACGUCGUGACGUCCCUGUUGUGCUCUCACACGCCGGCUUUGUAUCGCUGCACGUUCUCUCCCUAUC
This is a messenger RNA of Rhodotorula graminis WP1, 1018 nucleotides long. RefSeq lists its product as uncharacterized. Lineage: Eukaryota; Fungi; Basidiomycota; Microbotryomycetes; Sporidiobolales; Sporidiobolaceae. The transcript has 2 exons. The record is from RefSeq and is a predicted model, not a curated record. The annotation marks the transcript as partial.